Molecule: messenger RNA, 1523 nt
Organism: Cebus imitator (Panamanian white-faced capuchin)
Lineage: Eukaryota; Metazoa; Chordata; Mammalia; Primates; Cebidae
Gene: SLURP1
Product: secreted LY6/PLAUR domain containing 1
Exons: 3
Coding region: 1015-1332 (105 amino acids)
Molecular function (GO): acetylcholine receptor inhibitor activity
Source: RefSeq, a predicted model, not a curated record
CAUCCCCCACCCAUCUAUCCACCCAUCUCCCACCCAUCCCCUAUUAUCCCCCAUUCAUCCACUCAUCUCAUCCACCCAUCUCUGCAUACAACCACCCAUUAGGACAUCAGAGGAUGGAGAAACCAGAGAGGCUGGUAUGGCUGAAGGAUGUGGAGGAGAAGCACCGUAGCGGGCCUCACAGCAUGGGGAAGAUGCAGACGUGAGAUGGGAGACCAGCAGUGUGCUCACUGAGAGGCAGGCAUAGGCAGGUAUGGGUAAGGAAUAGCAUGUGGUGGGAAACAGGCAGUGAAGAGCUGACAACAGAGGCCAGGAGGCUGGAAGGUGAGCAGAGCCCUGCUGUCAGGCGCUUAAAACCAAGACACGCAGGCUUGGUCUAAAGGCUAUUAGUGGGAAGGGGCUGGCAGUGAUGAAGGCCACUCCUGGGCCCAUCCUUGUCAGCCUGAGCAAGCUCUGGCUGGCCCAUGCUACCCUCACCUGACACCUGCUUCCUGCCUCUGGCCUCCACCUUGCAGGUGUGUAUCAGGUGCACACCAGGCAGAGGCAUGUGGAGGGGGCUGCAGGGAGGGGGUGCCAGGCAGGGCUAGAGCAACAAGGGCAGAGGCCACACUGAACCUGGGUCUUAAGGGUCCCCAAGGCUGGAGCUGGGUGGCUUAUGUAAACCCCCGAGGCACAGCCAGGACGUGGGGCUCAUCAGAGGGGCAGUCUGAGCUAGUGGGAAAGGCCUUCUCUGCAGAGCUGUCCCAGGGCCACAGGACAUGGCUGGGGAGGGGUGAGUUCCCCAGUGUUGGAGGUGUGCAAGCAGAGGGCAGGGCCAUCAUCCUCAGACAGAGCUCCCAGAUCCAGCUCCCUGCCCGCCUGCCAUGUUCCUGCCAGCUGCCUCCCCACUGGGCCCUGUACCACCUUCCUGACUCACACGGCCGGUUCCUCCACCGCCCAGAAGCCAUUGCCCAAGGGGCUGGGUAUAAACCCUUGCUGUGAGGCCGGCUGCCUCUCACUGCUCCUGAGCACGGAGGAAUGGCGUCUCGCUGGGCUGUGCAGCUGCUGCUCGUGACAGCCUGUAGCAUGGGCUUUGGUGAGGCCUUGAGGUGCUACACCUGUGAGCAGCCCACAGACCCUGCGUUCUGCAAGAACAUUACCUACUGCAAGCCAAAGGACACAGCCUGCACGACCAAGCUGGUGAUGGUGGAGGCAGAGUACCCCUUCCAGCAGACACCCAUGGUGACCCGCUCCUGCUCAAGCUCCUGCAUCGCCACUGACCCCGACAGCAUCGGGGAUGCCCACCUGAUCUUCUGCUGCUUCCGAGACCUCUGCAACUCAGAACUCGGAGCCUAGGGCGGCAGGGUGGAAGGCGCUCCUCAGGCGCCUCCUGUCCGACGGGGCCUGGCUCCGCCUGCGUCACCUCCCCCUGCUUCCUGCUGCUGGAGCACAGCUCACUCAAGGGGUCUGAGAGGAGAGAACCACACCAGGGGCGCCCUCUGCCUUCCACACCCCAAACUUAUAAAGACAAAUUAACCGAGAGUGGA